ACUGGAUAUUUGUCCCGCCGUUUGCGUGGAUAUCCCGAUAUAUUGACAAUUCUUCAGCUUCUUCACCUCUCACAACGUCUACACACGUCUACAACCCCCCGUUAUCUUCUUCAGUUAACACUCACUGUCGCUGCCAAUAAUAACAGCUCUCGAAGAAUGAACCACUGACGAUAAUGCCAUCCUAAGCUUUCUCCAACCCUCCCAGCUUUCUCAGCUCGCUUCAAUCCCCCCCCUUGACUGUCGCAAUGCCGCACUCGACAUCCCCUCCACUACAAUUACGGCGAGAGAGGUCCUUGAGCCACGCCAUCGCACCCAAACCUGUUGCUGAGGUGCGUAUAUCGAUGGAGAAGUUUCCCGACAUGGACCCUUCGUUUCUCGGGGGACAGGAUGACCAAAUCCCUGAGCCGCCGAGAGCGAAUGGGACACUCAAUGGGGUAACACCAUCGCCCUUCGAAAGGUGGCAGACACGCAGAGAACCCAUACCGCCGAGCUGGACUGGCAAGGCGGCAUAUCAUCCCACGGGGAGAGUACACGGCAGACAGAAGAGCUUGACAGACGCCUUCAGAACUAUCCGCUCGAGGAAGGGCAGCGUUACUGCAAAUGCCCACGAGAUUGCGGGCGCUCUGAAGGCGCCCGUGUCACCAAAGCUCAUUGUAGGCCUCCAAUUGCUAUCCCCAGACCUUGCUGUACGCUGAUAAUCGUAGACACUCUGCAUAGUUUGGUACUUCUCCUCUGCCCUGACGAACACCUCCUCAAAGACCAUCUUGAUGGCCUUCCCGAAACCCGCGACCCUCACACUAAUACAAUUCGGUUUCGUCUCGUCGUAUUGCCUCCUUUUCUCGGCGCUGGCCGACAGCUUCCCCGCCAUGAAGAAUACCAUCCCCGCUCUCAGGUUUGGCAUCAGACCACCGACUCGCGACGUCAUCGUCACCACAUUGCCGCUCGCACUCUUCCAAAUCGGCGGACAUCUCCUCUCCUCCUCCGCUACACAACGAAUCCCCGUCUCGCUCGUACAUACCAUUAAGGGCCUCUCACCCCUAUUUACCGUGUUUGCAUACCGUAUCGUCUUCGAUAUCCGAUACCCCCUUACCACAUACCUCUCUCUCAUCCCGCUCACCCUGGGUGUGAUGCUCGCCUGCUCUGCCUCCUUUAAGGGCAACUUCAUCGGCAUACUCUACGCUUUCUUAGCGGCUAUAAUAUUUGUCACGCAGAACAUAUUUUCGAAACGCCUCUUCAACGAGGCCGCCAAGGCCGAAGCAGACGGCCAGCACCAGCAGUCGCGGCGGCUGGAUAAACUAAAUCUACUAUGCUACUCGUCAGGGCUAGCCUUUCUCCUUACAGCGCCGCUAUGGCUGUUCUCGGAGGGAUUCUCUCUCAUCUCUGACUUCCUGCACGACGGAGCGCUCGACCUGGAAAACACCUCGUCGCCUGCCGCUUUAGACCACGGCCGUCUCACACUAGAGUUCAUCUUCAACGGCACCUUUCACUUUGGGCAGAACAUCAUCGCCUUCGUCCUACUAUCUAUGGUCUCACCAGUGACCUACUCCGUAGCCUCGCUAAUCAAGCGUGUCUUCGUCGUUGUCAUCGCCAUUAUCUGGUUCCAAAACGCCACAACCCCCAUCCAAGGCUUUGGCAUCGCCCUCACAUUCUUUGGGCUAUACCUGUACGACCGCACCGGACACAGCAACAAAGCUGACCGCAAAGCGCGACUGCUGGAUAUCAAGGAGGAGGCGCUACUGCCGAUCCGUGAGCUGAGCGGGGAUGUCGAGGCCGCUGCAUCGGUGGAGCCGCAGUCGGUGUCGAGCGCGAGUAAUCCGUAUGUGAACGGGUAUAAAGUCACGCUGGAAGGAAACCGGUUGCGCAGCGAUAGCGAGAGCGUGAGAGGGGGGCCUGGGGGAGCGGGGCCGCCAUGGGUUCCGCCUGUAACGAGGCCAGAGGAGCGGUGGCCGAGGCAGGAUGUGAAGGCCUUGUGAGGGUGGGCAUGGAUUAUGGUUAUAUGAUGAGCAUGGGAGGGGUUUAUAGAUGGCGUUCUUUGGAUCUGGAUCUGGGUGUGCUGCACUGUACACUGUACGUACAUAGAGAGUAUGAGUGGAGCAGGAGCAGGAGCAGGAGUAGGGUAGGGGGGGGAUGGACGAGGACUGCCUGUCUGUCUGUGUAUAGAUUGAUGUAAUACCUCAGUUUGAUAGACUGGCGUGCGGGGGCUAGUGUAUGUGUGACUCCAAUUCCUGUGCACGGUUUAUAUAUUGUUUAUUAUAGAUAUACAUGUAACGUACAU
Molecule: messenger RNA, 2275 nt
Organism: Pseudogymnoascus destructans
Lineage: Eukaryota; Fungi; Ascomycota; Leotiomycetes; Thelebolales; Thelebolaceae
Gene: SLY41
Product: suppressor of loss of ypt1
Exons: 1
Coding region: 768-1973 (401 amino acids)
Biological process (GO): phosphoenolpyruvate transmembrane import into Golgi lumen
Cellular component (GO): Golgi apparatus; endoplasmic reticulum
Molecular function (GO): phosphoenolpyruvate transmembrane transporter activity; antiporter activity
Source: RefSeq, a predicted model, not a curated record